GGUGGUUUCUGAACGGAAGUUUCAGCGGGUGCACACUGUCCAGCAACGCUUGUUGGUUGAUAUAGCUGAGUGUUUUAAAUACAAUUUAGUUACAUUAUUUGUACUACCGUUUGGUAGUACUUUAGGCGUACUCUAGCCAUUAUUUCUUAUGGUUGUUAAGCCCAAUGUACAGCAUUAAGCCCAAAGAAGUUCGCAUUAGCCGAUAUUAGCUAGCUAGUUGGGUACUGUUUGCUGGUAAGGCAGGCUAGACGAAUAGUUGGAAAAAAUAUAUAGAGCAGUAGUUAGACUAUAGCUAACGAUCUUAGCAUUAGCUUUAUAGUGUACUAUAGUCACAUAAGUUGCCUUCUAUUCGCGUUUAACAUGGACAACCACGAACAGUGCUCUCCCUCUGAAGGAUGCGCCGACCGGUCUACGCUGGUGUCAGAGGAUGGAAAGAAUAUCAAGUCAGUUUUGUGCCAACGUUGUGGAUCGAAGGUCCUCUGCCCAGGGGUGGCGGUGUUUGCAGAGAAGGAGCUGUUCCUUCCCGCAAUGAGGAAGAAGACCACUAUCACCCAAUCAGAGGGAUCCAUGGAUGGGGACAAACUGACUGCCCACUGGUUAGUCGAUGAUAUGUACACCUUUGAGAAUGUGGGCUUCACCAAGGACGUGGGGAGAAUCAAGUACCUAAUUUGUGCAGACUGUGAGAUUGGACCCAUUGGCUGGCACUGCCUGGAUGACAAAAAGAGCUUCUAUGUUGCAUUGGAAAGAGUCAAUCAUGCCUAGUGUGGUCCAUAGUGAGAAACUGAGGAAACAUCAGAAGGGUGUACAAUUUGGAACUGAAGGACAAGAUGGACCAACACGAAUGUUGGCCAUGCGCAGUAGAUUAUCUUCUGGGUGUCGGCGGACAGUGUCGAUUCAGCAUGUAGAAUCGUUGGGAAAUGAACAGAAAAUGACGGCCAAUGUUCUGUGGUCAGAGGCAAUAGAAUGGUCACCCUCUGGGAUAGGCGACAUUGGUGUUGGUCUGUCUUGUCCGUAACUCUUUACUCCUUCUCUUUCCCCUUCUGGCUGGUGCUGGAUGCUGUCUCGGUUAUGAUGACUCCUUAGUUCAACAAGGCCAAGCGUCCACUUCUAUCCCUUUUUCUCUACUGAUAAACAAUGGUAUUGAUGUGGUUCUCUGGACACAUGUCUUAUCUGUCUUUAAAAUUGUUAUUCAAUCCAAUACUGUAACUAACCCAUAUUCUGGUGUUAUGCUUUGGUCUGAGGUUAACCCUACAGCCUCAGCUGAAUUUAAUUGUUUGUAUAGGCCUACUUAUUACUUUCUACUUCUGAAAUAUUACUACUAAUACUUAUUGCAGAUGGUAAUAUGAAAUUAUGUGCAGCAUUUUAACUAGUUAGUGUGCUUAUCCACUUGGCACACCCUUCACCUUGCAUGCUGAAUAAUGGGAGUGGUUGUAUUUGAUGAGUGUGCUCUAGGCAUUUGUUGCUGAUACACUUCACUUCAAGUGUUUUGUCUGUUGAUAUACCACAUUGGCUUCGAAGGCUGCUCUCUGCUGCCUUGUUUGGCUCUUCUAUUGCCAGCUGACUCCAGAGGACCCCAUUAGAUCUCUACAGUACAUGCUCAUCAUGUUCUGGCAUUUAUUCAGUUUCAUCUGCAUUGAGGACUGAAUUACCCUUGGCUUGACUAUGUGAGCUAUUGAUCAUGCAUUUCACUUCUCUUGCUCUGCACCCAAGCAUUUUUGAUGCUCUUCUAAACUGUUCUUAACUCAUUAAAAUAAAACGUAUCACUCAG
Salvelinus sp. IW2-2015 is the source of this 1768-nucleotide messenger RNA. It is a transcript of the gene rabif, whose product is annotated as RAB interacting factor. Gene Ontology annotation, molecular function: guanyl-nucleotide exchange factor activity; zinc ion binding. Gene Ontology annotation, cellular component: cytosol; membrane. The record is from RefSeq and is a predicted model, not a curated record. Gene Ontology annotation, biological process: post-Golgi vesicle-mediated transport; small GTPase-mediated signal transduction. Lineage: Eukaryota; Metazoa; Chordata; Actinopteri; Salmoniformes; Salmonidae.